AUGGUAAACACGCGAAAACAUUUGAAUAGUGAUUUACUACCACAAUUAUACACCGAUGGGAUCAGUGUCACUAAUCCUCGGGGUCCUAAAAAAGAUGCACAUAAAUUAACAGUGGUGUAUUAUAUCUUAGAAGAUAUUCCAGACACUUAUCGAAGUAAAUUAUCGUCCGUCAUGUUAUUAGCCAUUACAAACACUAACUAUUUAAACACAGAUGUUAAGCGUAAAAAGUUUUAUGUACCGAUUAUUGAUGAAUUGAAUAAGUUACAGUCUAAUGGACUUUAUAUUCAUUCACUCGACACUGGAGUAUCUUCUAAAUUCACUACAAUGUGCACUGACAAUUUGGCGGCACAUGAAGUCGGCGACUUUCAAAUGAACUUUAAUGCCAAUUUUUUUGUCGCCGUUGCUAUAUUUCAUUCAUAA
Messenger RNA from Didymodactylos carnosus, 420 nucleotides. Lineage: Eukaryota; Metazoa; Rotifera; Eurotatoria; Philodinida; Philodinidae. The record is from the annotation of a GenBank genome assembly.